This is a messenger RNA of Rhododendron vialii, 635 nucleotides long. Its product is annotated as protein AE7-like 1. NCBI's taxonomy places the organism in Eukaryota, Viridiplantae, Streptophyta, Magnoliopsida, Ericales, Ericaceae. The record is from RefSeq and is a predicted model, not a curated record. The transcript is spliced from 5 exons. Gene Ontology annotation, biological process: iron-sulfur cluster assembly. The coding region runs from base 21 to 485 and encodes 154 amino acids.
AGAGAGAGAGAGAGAGAUAGAUGACUCUGGGCCUAAUUAAUGCGAACCCAGUGGUUCACGCCAAGAAGGAGAGGAUUGCUCGCACCGAAGAUCUUCACUGUGAUGACGCCGUUGAUCCACUCGAAAUCUAUGAUUACGUGAGGGAUAUAAGAGAUCCGGAGCAUCCGUAUUCACUGGAACAGCUCAGUGUUCUCUCUGAGGAGUCCAUUGCCGUUGACGAGAAGCUCGGCCGUAUUCUGAUAACUUUUACCCCAACCAUUCAGCACUGCAGCAUGGCAACAGUAAUUGGCCUUUGCCUUAGAGUUAAACUAAAGGAAUGUUUCCCUCCACAUUUUAAGGUAGACAUUAAAGUGGCUCCUGGAUCCCAUGCAAAUGAAGAAUCAGUUAACAAGCAGUUGAAUGAUAAAGAAAGAGUUGCAGCUGCAUUGGAGAAUCCAAACCUCCGACAACUUGUGGACGAGUGCCUUUACUCCAAUGAACUUUGAUCAAUUACACUUGACAGCCAUCCCCUCAAUCCAUUGUGUACAUAAAUGACUUAACGAAGACAACUUUAGCUUGUAGUGGUUUGCAGUGUGUAUAUUGUAACAUCCUAUCUUUAUCUAGAAUAAACUCCAAAAUACACUGCAUUUUAUACA